AUGGUGAUUGUCCCCCUCUACUCUGCCUACCUGAAACCCCACCUGCAGUACUGCAUUCAGCACAAGAAAGGCAUUGAGCUGUGGGAACAAGUCCAGAGGAGAGCCAAAAAGAUGAGAGGCUUGAGCACCUCUCUUGUAGAAGAUCUAAAAUUCAAACUUGCUUCACAAGAGCCAGAACUGCAACUGAGAAAUCAAGAUGCUGAAGCUUUGAUUGCUAAGAUAGGGUUUCAGACUGAGAAAGUGAGCCAAGAAAAGGCCAUUGUCAAAGCAGAGGAGCAAAAGCUUAUGUUAAGCAAUCAAGAUAGACAAAAAAGCUUCACUAUAGACUCCAGAAGAUUUCAUAUCUCUUCAGGACAAAGGCAGGAGAUGGUUGCGGGAGGACUUGAUAAGGCUGCCAAGUAUGGCCACUGGCUUCUUCUCCAAGUUGCCAAGGGGCUAGGAACCUUGGAAAAACUCCUUGAGCAAUACAGUGAAGAAAGUCACUCUGAUUUCCAUGUCUUCGUUAGUGCUGAACCAGCACCAGCCCCAGAAGAGCACUUUGUUUUUCAAGGAGUACUUGAAAACUGGAUUAAAAUUACCGGAGGAGCUCCAGCAAGGACAACUAAUCUAUACGCUGCCCUCUACAGUUUUGACCAGGAUACCCUUGAACUGUGUGACAAAGAACCGGAGUUGAAGAGCAUCCUUUUCUCUUUUUGUUAUUUUCAAACUCAUGAAUCUCCUAGCCUUCCGGGCUGCAAACAUAGAUACCCAUUCAAUUCUAGAGAUCUCACUGUUUGCAUCAGAGUUCUCUGUAACUAUUUAGCCAAUCACAGAGAGGUCAGACACAGUGGUCAGUUAAAUGCACACCAAGGUUAG
This is a messenger RNA of Tympanuchus pallidicinctus (lesser prairie-chicken), 855 nucleotides long. RefSeq names its product dynein axonemal heavy chain 11-like. Gene Ontology annotation, cellular component: dynein complex. Gene Ontology annotation, biological process: microtubule-based movement. Lineage: Eukaryota; Metazoa; Chordata; Aves; Galliformes; Phasianidae. Gene Ontology annotation, molecular function: dynein light intermediate chain binding; dynein intermediate chain binding; minus-end-directed microtubule motor activity. The record is from RefSeq and is a predicted model, not a curated record.